AUGGCCGCGAGUAAUCGCGUCAGAAAUUCCGCCCCACCCUUAUUGUUCCACCCGGACCUGCAUACGAGGAAUAUAUUUGUUUCGGAUGACAAUCCUUCUAUUAUCACUAGCAUUAUUGAUUGGCAAGCAGCUAGUAUCGAGCCGGCGUUUUGGUACUCGGACGAGGUCCCGGACUUCGCAGAAGGAAGCCCAAGGCUGAUGAAUGACAACAUUUUUCGCCCAUUCCGUUACUGUAAUAGAACAUGGAAAGAUGGAGCAGUGGCCUUACGUCACGAGAUGAUUGAGACUGCGAGGCAUUGGAACGAGCUAGGAUUUGAAGGUCAAUGUCCUUACCCUUUACCCACGCGAGAAGAACAUGAGAAACACGAGAAAGAAUACAGGCUUUUCGAGGCGGCACAGAAUCUGCGAACCGAUUUGUCAAGACUCCUAAAUACAGCCUCAGACGGAUGGGUACCGCCAGAUGGUUGGGAAGCGGCACAAUCAGCCCAGAGUGAACUCUUUGAAGGAAUGUUGCAGGCUGUUUUGACGAACCCAGAUUCAGACAAUGAUGAGCCGGUAAGAGAUGAAAUGACACUGAGGUCAAUCUGGCCAUUUGACCUUGAAAGAAUUCUAGUUCAAUAUAUCUUCCAAUCAAUUUCUGCACUCCUGUGGCCAUAG
This is a messenger RNA of Aspergillus calidoustus, 657 nucleotides long. NCBI's taxonomy places the organism in Eukaryota, Fungi, Ascomycota, Eurotiomycetes, Eurotiales, Aspergillaceae. The record is from the annotation of a GenBank genome assembly.